Molecule: messenger RNA, 1500 nt
Organism: Mycotypha africana
Lineage: Eukaryota; Fungi; Mucoromycota; Mucoromycetes; Mucorales; Mycotyphaceae
Product: histidyl-tRNA synthetase
Exons: 3
Coding region: 1-1500 (499 amino acids)
Biological process (GO): histidyl-tRNA aminoacylation; mitochondrial translation
Cellular component (GO): mitochondrion; cytoplasm
Molecular function (GO): ATP binding; histidine-tRNA ligase activity
Source: RefSeq, a predicted model, not a curated record
AUGUUACAAAGGAUUAUUUCUUCUCCAUUACGCUCGCCAUCAGCUGUCAAACCGGUCUACGGACAUUUACUUAAACGAACACUAGCAAGCACAUUAGUUUUACAGAACGAAGACAAGAAACAGACUGUGCUUCAGUUGAAAACACCCAAAGGAACAAAAGACUACAAUGACAAAGAAACAAAAGUACGGCAAUCUUUAUUUGACACCAUUACCCGCAUCUUUCAACGCCAUGGUGGUGUGACGAUCGACACACCUGUUUUUGAGCUCUCAUCGAUUCUCAGCGGCAAAUACGGCGAAGAUAGUAAACUCAUUUAUGAUCUCUCCGAUCAAGGUGGUGAAGCCUGUUCUCUAAGGUAUGAUCUCACCGUUCCUUUUGCUCGCUAUGUGGCCAUGCAUCAAAUUCAACAAAUGAAACGCUAUCAGCUUGCCAAAGUAUAUCGGCGUGAUCAACCCAAUAUGAGAAAGGGACGUUUACGCGAAUUUUAUCAAUGUGAUUUCGACAUUGCUGGUCAAUAUGAUCCUAUGAUCCCUGACGCAGAGGUUUUGAAGAUAUUAAAUGAUACAUUAGAUGCAUUAGAGAUACCGUUUUACCUGAAAUUGAACCAUCGGCAAAUUUUGGACGGAAUAUUCGAAAUAUGCGGUGUACGCCCUGAGCAUAUCAGAGCUGUAUCCGCAGCAGUGGAUAAGCUAGACAAAGUUCCAUGGACUGUUGUAGAGCAAGAAAUACUACAAAAAACAACAGCAACAACAGAUGUCACGAGUAAAACAGUGGCAGGAAAAAUACAGCAUUACGUUCAGUUCUUAUCAGAAUUACCUACAACCGAUCUUGUUGAAACAUUGGAAAGAGAUGAUGCAUUUUUGAAACAUUCAGGUGCAAUGAAGGGCUUAGCAGAUAUUAAAUUAUUGUUGGAGUAUCUAGACGUAUAUCAAAUGCGUGAUCGCGUUAAAUUGGACCUCAGUUUAGCACGUGGAUUGGAUUAUUACACAGGUGUGAUUUAUGAAGCCAUUGCUGAACCAUCAGAAGGUGUUGGAUCGAUCGCAGCAGGAGGUAGAUAUGACCACUUGGUAGGGAUGUUUUCUAACAGUAAGAAGACAAUUCCUUGCGUAGGUGUGUCGUUAGGCGUAGAACGCAUCUUUUCCAUAUUAAUGUCACGGCUUAAUAUGCAGGAAGUGAAGAGUAAUGCGACUCAAGUCUAUGUGAUCUCCGUGGGUGACGGGUUUCUAAAGGAACGCAUGGCUUUGGCACAGGAGUUAUGGAAGGCAGGCAUAAACGCAACCUUUAUGUAUAAGAAAAAACCGAAACUGGAAAAACAAUGGAUCGCAUGUGAAAAGGAUCAAAUACCAUACGCAGUCAUUAUUGGUCAGGAUGAGUUAGACAGAGAUCAAGUUCGACUGAAAGAUAUGAGAACUAAAAUAGCCGACCAGCGUGGUGGAUCAAUAUUGGCUCGAAAGGAUCUGAUAGAUGAGCUUAAACAGAGAUUAUCACGAAUGGAAAAUUAG